Messenger RNA from Emiliania huxleyi CCMP1516, 1500 nucleotides. RefSeq lists its product as hypothetical. The transcript has a single exon. NCBI's taxonomy places the organism in Eukaryota, Haptophyta, Isochrysidales, Noelaerhabdaceae. Gene Ontology annotation, molecular function: protein binding. The record is from RefSeq and is a predicted model, not a curated record. The coding region runs from base 1 to 1500 and encodes 499 amino acids.
AUGGAGCCGGCGGAGAGGGCGACGUCGAACCUGAUCAACCAGCUCGGUUUGCUGCUGCAGGACCAGGGCGACCUGGACGGCGCGGAGGCGCUGCUCCGCGAGGCGCUGGAGGGGCACCGAGAGACGCUCGGCGACCGGCAUCCGAGCACGCUCAUCUCGAUCAACAACCUCGGCUCGCUGCUGUACGCCAAGGGCGACCUGGACGGCGCGGAGGCGCUGUUCCGCGAGGCGCUGGAGGCGUGCCGAGAGACGCUCGGCGACCGGCACCCGAAGACGCUCACCUCGAUCAACAACCUCGGCGCGCUGCUGAAGGACAAGGGCGACCUGGGCGGCGCGGAGCCGCUGUACCGCGAGGCGCUGGAGGCGAAGCGAGAGACGCUCGGCGACCGGCACCCGAGCACGCUCAACUCGAUCAACCAGUUCGGCUUGCUGCUGAAGGCCAAGGGCGACCUAGACGGCGCGGAGGCGCUGCUCCGCGAGGCGCUGGCGGCGAGCCGAGAGACGCUCGGCGACCGGCACCCGAAGACGCUCACCUCGAUCAGCAACCUCGGCUUGCUGCUGGCGGACAAGGGCGACCUAGACGGCGCGGAGGCGUUGUUCCGCGAGGACGUGGCGGCGAGCCGAGAGACGCUCGGCGACCGGCACCCGAGCACGCUCACUUUGAUCAGCAACCUCGGCUCGCUGCUGCAGGACCAGGGCGACCUGGACGGCGCGGAGGCGCUGCUUCGCGAGGCGCUGGCGGCGAGCCGAGAGACGCUCGGCGACCGGCACCCGAGCACGCUCGGCUCGGUCAACAACCUCGGCUCGCUGCUGUAUGCCAAGGGCGACCUGGACGGCGCGGAGGCGCUGUUCCGCGAGGACCUGGAGGCGAGCCGAGAGACGCUCGGCGACCGGCACCCGAAGACGCUCAACUCGAUCAACAACCUCGGCUUGCUGCUGGCGGACAAGGGCGACCUGGACGGCGCGGAGGCGCUGUACCGCGAGGCGCUGGAGGGGAGGCGAGAGACGCUCGGCGACCGGCACCCGGACACGCUCACCUCGAUCAGCAACCUCGGCGCGCUGCUGAAGGCCAAGGGCGACCUGGACGGCGCGGAGGCGCUGUACCGCGAGGCGCUGGAGGGGAGGCGAGAGACGCUCGGCGACCGGCACCCGCACACGCUCGGCUCGAUCAGCAACCUCGGCUCGCUGCUGCAGGACCAGGGCGACCUGGACGGCGCGGAGCCGCUGUGUCGCGAGGCGCUGGAGGGAAGCCGAGAGACGCUCGGCGCCCGGCACCCGAGCACGCUCACCUCGAUCUACAACCUCGGCUCGCUGCUGCAGAAGCAAGGCAGGCUCGGGGAAGCCAUCCCGCUCUUCCGGGAGGAGCUGGAGGGGUGCGCUGCGCGGUACGGAAAGGGGGAUGACGAGACGAGGGGCUCAGCCCGCAACCUUGUCGCGCUGCUGGAGAAGGCCGGGCGACAGCGCCAGGCUGACGAGAUCGCUGCCACGUAUGGCGUCUGA